AUGGCUCGUUGUCGUGGUUCUAAUUUAUGUUUACCAUUCUUUCACGUCGAAGAACCAUCAUCUUUGGAUACCCUUGGUAUCCUUUCAUUUGACGCUGUUAAAACAAUGUGUCGUCUUAUCUCCCUUUACAAAUCAUUAACGGACAUUGAAAUUCACAAACUUCGUCGCCACAUUAUCAAAUCCAAAGGUGUGUCCCACCUUAAUUCCCACGACGAAUGUUUCCUCUUAAACCUCGCUUGCGCCGAACGCCUCGAAGAUCUCAACUUAGCUGCCAUCGCCGUUUCACGUCUCGGCUCACGCUGCUCCGACAAGAGCCUCACCCAUUUCGAAGCAGUGUACGCCCAGAUUAAAAACGGCGCGGUUGAUUUGAAAAAACUCGAAUUUGGUACGAGAAAUGUUGAGAAAAUAAUUGAGAGAAUGGAGAAACUUGUUUAUGCAACAAGGAAUCUUCAUAAUGCUAUGGAAUCUUUGUCGGAAGUGGAAGUUUCGGAAAAGAAGAUACAAAAAUGGAAAACAAUGAAAGCUAAUAAUGGGCUUAAAGUGAAAGUUGAAGAUUUCAAUGAUAGAAUUGUUUUUCAUAGAAGACAAGUUCAAUAUUACAAACAAAUUUCGCUUUGGAAUAUUUCGUUUGAUAAAGUUGUUGGAUUAAUGGCUCAAAUUAUUUGCCUUGUCUAUGCUAGAAUCUCUUUUGUUUUUGGCUCUUUGAUUACGGGUUGCAACAACAACAAUAACAACAACAAUGAUGCUAAGGUUAAGGGUGUUUUUCGAAUGAAAAUGGAAAAUCGUUGUUGUAGAAUUCAACAUAGUGAGUUGUACAAAAUAAACCUUUGUAUCUUUGAUAAAGACGAGAAAAAGAAGAAUCAUUUUGGUCAUGUUUUGAAGAGCAAUAGAAUGGGUGUUAUUCGGUUUCAUAAUCAUUCUCCGGUGCUAGCAAUGGCUUCUUGCGGUGUAGGUGAGGUGGCGGCGAAGAAUAAUAGUGUUUUCCGGUUGGCACCGCCGACAACGGUUGGUGGGGUAGGGCUAUCACAAAGGUAUGCAAAUGUGAUUCUUUUCACUGAGAGGAUUGUGCAUGCUUCGGCGGCGAUUGGAGACGACGCUCGAAAGCUAUUAUACGAGAUGUUACCGGAGAGGUUGAAGGUGAAGUUGAGAGGAAAAUUGAGGAAAAUGCGGUUGAAAUGGGAGGAAACUUCGGACGAAGAGGAAGAGGGGGAGGAGGAAUGGACGACAUCUGAACGGCGCGGCGCCGCGGAGGAGGUGAUGAAUUGGUUGGCACCAUUGGCACAUGAUACAUUGAAGUGGCAGGCAGAGAGGAAUUUAGAGAAACAAAAGUUUGAGACUAAACCAACUGUGUUAUUGAUGCAAACUUUGCAUUACUCUAAUUUGGAGAAAGUGGAUGAAGCAAUUGUUGAUGUUUUGGUUGGUUUGAGUUGUGCAUAUUGGAACCAAAAACAAUGGUAG
Molecule: messenger RNA, 1458 nt
Organism: Medicago truncatula (barrel medic)
Lineage: Eukaryota; Viridiplantae; Streptophyta; Magnoliopsida; Fabales; Fabaceae
Exons: 1
Coding region: 1-1458 (485 amino acids)
Biological process (GO): positive regulation of growth
Source: RefSeq, a predicted model, not a curated record